AUGAACAAGUCCUCUGCUCUCUUCAAAAACAUCCCCCGGAGUAUCCUUAACCCUUUGAAACAUAGAAAAUGGAUAGACCUACAACCUCUAAAAGUGGUGCCUCCUUCUCAGAAAUUCAAAAUGAUGAGCUUCAACAUGCUAAACCAAUCUUAUAUGUGGCCACAAGUAUAUGACUCCUACGUGGAUCCUGAAUAUAGAAGCUGGGACUAUAGAGUGAAGCUAUUGACAAAUAUCAUCAAUAACAAAGAGGUGCAAAGUGAUAUCAUGUGUUUCCAAGAAAUGGAAACUGCAGUGUAUCAUGAGUUUUGGAAUCCAAUGAUGCAACAGAGAGGAUUUGAUAGUUGCUUUAUUAAGAAGACGAAACCGGUUUAUUGGGAUAAAGAAUCAAAUCAUAUUGAUGGGGUUUCAAUUUUUUAUAAUACAAAGAAAUUUGAAUUAUUAGAUAUGAAGAAAUUUCAAAUAUCAAAAUAUUUUAAAGAUGAGUUUGAGAAUUUAUAUGAUUUGAAAUUAAAUGAUUCUCAAAUAAAUACUAUCUUCAAUGCAAGAAAUCAAGUUGGAUUGAUUGUGGCAUUGAAACAUUUAGAUACUGAUCAAAUCAUAAUAGUGGCUAAUACUCAUCUUUAUUGGAAAUAUAAUGAUAUCAAAUUAUUACAAGUUAUGGUGUUAUUAGAAGCUUUAAACAAAUUUAAAAAUAGAUACCCUGGUUCCAAAAUCUUAUUUAGUGGUGAUUUUAAUUCAAGACCAAAUUCUUCAGUCUAUCAUUUCUUAAAAAAUGACAAGAUUGAUACUUCAGAUCCAGAUAUUUCAAAAUAUUUAACUGAAAAGACUAAAAAAUUUAUAUUAAAUCCAGUGGAGAUUCCAAAUAACGUUUUUGAAAAAAUUAUUCAACAAGAUAAAUUAUUUACAUGUUUUACACAACAUUUAUUUGGAAUUUUUGAUUAUAUUUGGUUUAAUGAUAAUGAUUUCCAAUUGUUAAAGUUUUUAAGUGGUGUUGAUCAAGAAUAUUUAUCCAAGAUUAAAGGUUUACCAAAUGAAGAAUUCCCAAGUGAUCAUAUUCCAUUAGUUGCAGAGUUUGAAUUAAAGAUAUGA
Messenger RNA from Hansenula anomala, 1089 nucleotides. It is a transcript of the gene NGL1, whose product is annotated as RNA exonuclease. Bases 1 to 1089 code for a protein of 362 amino acids. Lineage: Eukaryota; Fungi; Ascomycota; Saccharomycetes; Phaffomycetales; Wickerhamomycetaceae. Gene Ontology annotation, molecular function: poly(A)-specific ribonuclease activity. The record is from RefSeq and is a predicted model, not a curated record. The transcript has a single exon.